UCUAGAAGCAAGAACUAUGUGAUUGUAUUUGCUGGGAUGGAACACAGCGGAUAUUAUAAGUGCCGUGCCAGCACUGGCGACACAAGUGAGGUUGUCACGUUGAGUGUUAGCCAUGGUCCGGUCAUCCUUCGGGCUCCUCUCUAUGUAUAUGAAGGUGACAACAUAUCUCUCCAAUGCUACAGUCCUCCGGAACUACUUGCAAUGCAGACAAUAUUCUACCGGAACAAUCAGACACUCUGGAAAUCCUCCACCAACUAUACCCUACAACUGACUGUAAAACAUACAGACCUGACAGCCACCUACAGAUGUUCCAAACAUUUUCCUGUCACCAAAACGUACAGCGCCGGGACCACUAUUUCCUACACAGAAAUGUCUGGAACUGUUCCAGUGACCAUCACACCAAACUGGAACAAGUUACUUACUGGAGAGAAUAUAUCAAUGACCUGCCAUGGAGAAACUUACCUGACUUAUCACUGGUUUCACAAUGGUGGGUGGGUGGCAGAAGGACAGAUCUACACAAUCACAUCUGUUCAGGUUGGACACAGCGGGUUCUACCAGUGCCGGACAAAUCAAGGUGUUAGUUUAAUAUUCAGCCUGGAAGUCAGCCAUGGUCCGGUUAUCCUGCAGGCUCCGUUCUUUGUGUAUCGGGGAAGAAACAUAAAUCUAAAGUGUCACAGCCAUCCUGAUUAUUCUGUAAACUGGACAACACUCUACAGGAAUAAUCGUCUCAUAUAUGGACCAUCCAGGGAUCUCUCUUUCCCCUUUCUUGAAGGAAACUAUGACUGGUCUGGAACAUACAGAUGUGAGAGAACAUUAUCCCGGGAGGAAUAUGUAACGUACACAGAUGAAGUGUCCCUACAUGUCAGAGACCUGUUCACCAAGCCAAAUAUUACCACCACGCUGUAUACAAUGACAGAGGGUGACAACAUGACCCUGACAUGUGAAACG
Messenger RNA from Staurois parvus, 948 nucleotides. Lineage: Eukaryota; Metazoa; Chordata; Amphibia; Anura; Ranidae. The record is from the annotation of a GenBank genome assembly.